CAUGGAUAUAGUAUAGAUAUUGUUGAUGAAUUGGCGUGCGGCAUAUAUAGUAAAGCUGUCAAUCUAGUUACAUAAAGACAUACAAAAAAGUGCUGAAGGAUUUAAAAAGGUAAAAUCAUGAUAAGAAGAAGAUCCCUAAUUCAAAAGCAAGUAAAACCUGACAAUUCCAAAAUUGAGCUCUUAUACUUCCAAAUUACUAUGCGGAGCAAAAUCUUGGCACUUGCCUAACUCCGAUUGGCUGCGGACAGAAAUCGAAAUCUUUCCAGCCAAACAACCUCAGUCCAACAAGUCUGGUCACGACACUCACUUUCAACGACCUCACUUUCGAACUCCACACCAAUCCCUACCCUCGACCAGCUCCUCUUUACGGACGCAUCGAAUUCUUCCACCACCUUCCCUCCCCAAUCUGCCCCGCAACCACCUUCAUAACCACACAAAAUGGCCGGCGGCGCCGCGAAAUACCGACACCUGAGUCGCAGUUCCUCGCACCGACAAGCACUCCUCCGCAACCUGGUCACAUCGCUCUUCAAGCAUGAAUCCAUCACGACGACAUGGGCUAAGGCCAAGGAAGCUCAGCGCCUCGCCGAGAAGCUGAUUACCCUGGGCAAGAAGAACACCGAAACGAGUCGGAAGAGGGCGUUGUCUACUUUUUACACCCCCCACGACAUCCUCCCCAAACUCUUCGGUCCCCUCCGCGAACGCUACGCCGAGCGACCGGGCGGCUACACACGCGUUCUCCGCGUCGAGCCGAAAAAGGACGACCAGGCCGCGAGCGCGAUCCUGGAGCUCGUCGACGGACCCAAGGAUAUGCGGUUUGCGCUGACGGCGCGGACGGUAGCGCGGAGACGGGAGCAGGGGCUUGAGGCGCUGAACGAGCUGACGCUUAUGAAUGUCAAGAAGGUUACACAGUUCCGGAAGGAUGGGGUUGAGGCGCUUGAGCGGGAGAUUUCGAAGUUGAAGCUUGGGAAGGAGGGGAAGAAGGGGUUUGUAAAGGGGAAGGCUGAGGAGGAGGAGCAGUAGAUAUACCCUGCGAGAGGUUUGGAUGGGGAGAGGAGGGAGAGGGUGCAUUUGGAGCUUCAUCGAUUGAUUCACUGUAUUCUAGGUAGCAUCUUGUGUAUUGUACUCUAUGUGAAAUUUCUUUUUGUUCAUUAUCCUGGAGCUGCUUGGCUUAAUAGACCUCUAGCAGGCAUAUAUUGUGCAAAGAUCAGCCUGAUAGCAGCAUGGAGCAUCCCAUUGAUAUUAGAACCUGGUUUGCUUUCAGGUUCUGGCUUCGUCACACGGAACUAGGACCUACUACCACCCAGCAUCCUCCUGCAACCUCUUUAGUGCUACCGGCUC
This is a messenger RNA of Aspergillus calidoustus, 1338 nucleotides long. The record is from the annotation of a GenBank genome assembly. NCBI's taxonomy places the organism in Eukaryota, Fungi, Ascomycota, Eurotiomycetes, Eurotiales, Aspergillaceae.